AUGUCAGAUACUAUAUCAGAUGAAAAGAAAUCCCAAAUCUUACAACAAGAAUAUAACAGAUCACAAGAAAUAAUAACAGAAUUGGAAUCACAAUUAGGUACAAUUACUUCACAAUUACAAGAACAUCUUAUAGUUGAACAAUCAUUAACUUCAAUUCCACCAGAAAAUAGAACUAAUCGUAAAUGUUUUAAAAUGAUAGGUGGAGUAUUAGUUGAAAAAUCAAUUGAUGAAGUUAUUAAAAUCUUGGCUGGUGAAAUUAAUCAAUUAAAAACAGAACGUGAAAAAUUAGAUAAAGAAUUGAUUGAAAGUAGAAAGAAAUUAGAAAGUUGGAUAACUAAUAAUAAAAUUAAAAUCGUCAAGGGUUAA
Molecule: messenger RNA, 366 nt
Organism: Candida tropicalis MYA-3404
Lineage: Eukaryota; Fungi; Ascomycota; Pichiomycetes; Serinales; Debaryomycetaceae
Product: tubulin-binding prefolding complex subunit
Exons: 1
Coding region: 1-366 (121 amino acids)
Biological process (GO): protein folding
Cellular component (GO): cytoplasm; prefoldin complex
Molecular function (GO): protein folding chaperone
Source: RefSeq, a predicted model, not a curated record